AUGAAUUAUCUUCGAAGAGCCAUGCAAACCUCUUUUUUCAAACUUGAGUCCAACUUUAAACUCGACUAUGCCCCAUGCUCAGUCAAGAAAUGGAGAUCAUCACGAACUGGCUUAGAGUUGACAUUGAUUUCUCAAAAAUCUCCUAUAGUUAAUGGAUAUUUCGCAGUUGGAACUGAAAUAUUAGAUGAUAGUGGCUGCCCACAUACCUUGGAACAUCUUGUUUUUAUGGGCUCAAAAAAAUAUCCAUACAAAGGCUUAUUGGAUCUUCUUGGAAACAUGGCUUUUAGUGUUACAAAUGCUUGGACGGCAACUGAUCAGACAGUGUAUACGUUAACGACUGCUGGAUGGGACGGCUUCAGAAUGCUUCUUCCAGUUUACUUGGAUCAUAUUUUAUAUCCAAAGAUAACUGAUGCAGCUUGUUACACCGAAGUUUAUCAUUUAGAUGGUGAGGCUAAAGAUAAAGGUGUUGUCUACUCAGAAAUGCAGGCUAUUGAAAACCAACCUUCAUUUAUCCAGGGAUUAACUGCUCAAAGAACUUUAUACAAAAAAUCUGGUUACAAAUCCGAAACUGGCGGUUUAACAAAAAAUCUAAGAAUUUUGAAGAAUGAUGAAAUCAGAAAGUAUCAUUCAGAGAAUUAUCGCCCAGACAACCUCUGCAUUAUAAUUUCUGGGCCGGUAGAUGAGGGUGAGCUUUUAGAUGUUAUGACCAGGGUCGAUUCUGAAUUAGAUUCAUUACCUGCAGUUCCUCGUAAGCGCCCUUUUCUUGAUUCACCCCAUGAUGAACCUCUUACUACGUUGGUUAAGAAGACGGUCGAAUUUCCAGAUGAAGAUGAAUCAUCUAGCGAGGUUCAAUUUUCAUGGAUAGGACCGGAUGGCAGAGAUCUUGUCAUGGAUCAGGCUGUUGAUAUAUUAUGUAAAUAUUUCACCAGUACUGCUGUUUCUUUAUUUAGUCAACAUUUUAUAGAGGUUGAUGAACCUCUUGCCACUAGUUCAGAUUUCUACUCGGACAGCUUCUUGAAGACGGGCAUUAAUAUUCAAUUUUCCAAUGUUCCAACAAAUGAAGCUGACACUUUUCCUGAAAAGGUUCUAAAGUUGAUGAAUGACCAUUGCGAUUCCAAGAAAUUGGAUUUCAAAAGAUUGAGAGACCUUGUGGAGCAAUCGAGAAGAAAAUAUCUUUUCUCUUCAGAAAAGUCUCCAGACAGUGCCAUUAAUAUGGCGAUAUUUGAGGCCCUGUAUGGAAAUGCUGAUGGAUCCAGUCUUGAACAAUGGCUAAAGGAUUUGCAUGAAUAUGAUAAAUUAUUGACAUGGAGUGUGGAUAAAUGGGCUCAGACUUACAAGAAAUACUUUUUGAAUAAUAAACCUUGUAUAGUUGUCGCAAAACCUUCAGCCAAGCUAUAUUCAAAGCUAAAACAAGAAAAUGAAAAGCUAAUUGGGGAUCGCAGAGCUAAGCUAGGUAAGAAUGGACUUAAAGACCUUGAAAGAAAAUUACAGGAAGCAGAGGCAGAAAAUGAAAAGCCUGUUCCUAAGAAAAUAAUAGAUAAAUUUGGACAGCCAAAUCCUUCAAAAAUCGAGUUUAUUAAAACAACACCUAUAGCUGCAGGUCUCAAUAAGGAUUUGGUAAAUGACUCUUCUUCCUCUGUUGUGCAGGACAUUCUUGGUGAUCAACCUGCAAAUUUCCCAUUGUAUGUCCAUAUGGAGAAUAUCGAAUCAAACUUUGCUAUCAUAAACAUAUUAUUCUCAUCUGAGGUUAUUGAUAAAAAGUAUUUGCCAUACUCGAACAUUCUAAGGAAUUUACUAAGCUUUCCUUUACGCAACGACGAUGGUACAUUAACGCCAUACGAUGAACUCAUAAAGCAGAUAAAUCAGGAUAUGCUUGGUUGUGUAUUUUCAUCGUCCUUCCAGGGAUCAUUUGCCGAAUUGUUUAGCUUGAAAAUGACUAUCCCCGCAGAAAAUUACGUAAAGGCCAUUGACUGGUGUUACAAGCUUUUAUUCAAAACCGAGUUUGAUAAAAAGCGUAUUUUAAUUACAUUGCGAAAUGCAAUAAAUAGAUUGCCUGAAGUUAAAAGAAGUGGAACAGUGAUGCUUGGUUCGUUAAUGAACAAGGUUUUAUUUACAGACAGAUCUUUGCGAAAAGCUAACGAUGUUUAUCAAAAUCAACAAUUUUUUAGGGAUCUUCUUAAGCAGAUCGAAACCGACGAGGGAUUUGAGAAACUAGUAAGUAUCUUGGAGAAAGUUAGGUCCCAAAUGUUUGACCUUGCAAAUAUGAGAGUGUUUGUGGUUUUGGAUCAUACUAAGAUCGAACAUCCACUUUCUUCAUGGGAAAGCUUUAUCAAGAAGGUAGAAGAAAAGAAGGGCCUACCAGGUAAACUUGUUCCACUGCCAUUGACCUCAAAUGUACUAUCUUUGGAUGGACUUAACAAAGAAAAAAAAUGUUUCAUUGUCACAACACCUGGAUCUGAUUCCAGUUACAUGUAUUUACAAACGAAGGUGCCAUUUGAAUAUGAUAGUAAGGAUGCAUUCAAAAUCAUUCUUGGGGCUGAGUUUUUCCAAUGUGUCGAAGGUCCUUUCUGGAAAGCCAUAAGAGGAACGGGUCUAGCAUAUGGAGCAAACAUGUACAAGAAUUUUGAAACAGGACAGUUGACAUUUAGCAUUUACCGAGGUGUAGAUACCCAAAAAUGCUAUGAAGCGGCUAGGAAAGUUGUCAGCGAUUAUUCCAACGGUGCACUUGCCAUAAACGAUGAAAUGAAACGUGCAGCAGUAUCGUCUGUUGUUAACAUGUUAACAAAUGGUCAAUCAAAUUACUUUGAAGCCGCAACAGCAGAAUUCUUUAACAUAAAUUUAUCCAGAAGAGGUCAAGACUACAGUAAACGGUUGAUGAAUGAAAUUUCAAGUAUCAGCACAGACGACUUGCUAUACAUUUUCAACAAGUACUUCAUUCCUGUAUUUGAUCCUUCUAGAUCUAUAUGCUUUAUUAGUUGCAAUCCAGCUCAAGAAGAGAGCACAACUAAAUACUUCAAGAAUAUUGGUUACAAGGUUUUUGUUGAGCAUGUUUCACCCUCGGAUGAAGACAAUGUGGAUGUGACUGAAGAGUCAAAAUUAUAG
Messenger RNA from Brettanomyces bruxellensis, 3102 nucleotides. RefSeq lists its product as uncharacterized. The record is from RefSeq and is a predicted model, not a curated record. Gene Ontology annotation, molecular function: metal ion binding. The coding region runs from base 1 to 3102 and encodes 1033 amino acids. The transcript has a single exon. Lineage: Eukaryota; Fungi; Ascomycota; Pichiomycetes; Pichiales; Pichiaceae.